Messenger RNA from Recurvomyces mirabilis, 1671 nucleotides. RefSeq lists its product as uncharacterized. Gene Ontology annotation, molecular function: single-stranded DNA 5'-3' DNA exonuclease activity. Gene Ontology annotation, cellular component: mitochondrion; nucleus. Lineage: Eukaryota; Fungi; Ascomycota; Dothideomycetes; Mycosphaerellales; Teratosphaeriaceae. The record is from RefSeq and is a predicted model, not a curated record. Gene Ontology annotation, biological process: interstrand cross-link repair. The coding region runs from base 1 to 1671 and encodes 556 amino acids. The transcript has 2 exons.
AUGGCAAACAAUGCUAUCGAUAUGCAAGACACAUCUAUAUCGAUAGCAGAAGGCAGUGACUAUGGCAGUGACCUGGACGAAGCCACCGUAGACGCCCUCUUCUCCCACACCUCCCCCGUCGCCGUCGACAACCCGGAAGCACCCACCAUCCUCGACGACCAUGGGGACGAACGCCCGCUGGCACGUCUGGCUAAGAUCCGGCAGAACUUGCAUGAGGCACUUGCUGGACUCGACGAGGUCACGCGAUCACUACGGCCGGAAGCACUUCAGCGCGACGAUUCGACGAGGACUAUCGAGAUCGAGUACGACGGGCAGGAGCGGAGCAUCUUCUCUCCACCUCCACCAGACGCAAACCAGCAGCGACGACGUGAGCAAGCACCCGAAGUACCAAUACCAGAAGAACAAGACGAUCGCUCCCCCCUCCUGCGCUUCCGCACACCACCCAAGAAAUGCCUAUCCGUAACCGACCUGAUCUCGCCCGCCUGGUGCGAGCUCCAGUAUUUCUACAACCUCUCCAAAUACGGCCGGGUCAAGCGCACGAAAGCCAUGAAGCAAGGUUCAAGCGUGCAUAAAGUGCUGGAAGAGCAAGUCCAUACUGAGGUGCCUGUGGAUGUCGUCACCAAGGAGGAUAAAUUCGCUUUGAGGUUGUGGAAUGUUAUCCAGGGUUUGCGGACGCUGAGGCAGACGGGGAUGACGAGGGAGAUGGAGGUUUGGGGCGUGGUGGAGGGAGAGGUGGUGAAUGGGGUUGUGGAUCAGAUUACUACUACUUGUCCGGAUGUUGAGGCUGAGGGAAGGAUGUUGGAGGAUGCAGAGGGUGGGAGAGAGGACAGUGGGAAGGUAAAAGCUUUGGAGCAAGACCAGAGGACGUUGACGCAAUAUUUCGCCGGUCCGCAACAGGUCUCAAUAUUGGAGAAGAGCGGUUCGCGCCUGGAACAGAACGGUGGUGCUUGGCUAGGCACCCUGCAAGAGGAGAGAGAACGACCGACAACAUUCUACAUCGUAGACGUCAAAACCCGGCAAUCCAAAACCCUCCCACCGUCAGGCAGCCAAACCCGACCAACCCACUACCAACUAAUGAUGUACCACCGUCUCUUCACCGACCUAGCAUCCAACAGCGUCCCCGCCGACCGCAUCUUCGCCCGCUACGACGUCGAUCCCAAUCUGCCGUUCAGCGAUACCUUUAUUGCGCAAAUGAGCAGUCUUAGCCUUGAGGCGGAGGACAUACCUUCUGCCGGCACAGAGGCAUGGGAUGCACCAUCACAAGCAAGUAGCCGGGCGCAAGAUCCUCUGGAUGUCUUAUUAGCGCACAACACCCUCACCACCCUCUGGACCCUCAUGAUACAGAAAUACACGCACCUCAAAACCAGCCCCACCACCACCAUCUCGCCCCUCCUUACUGCGGAAUUCCGCUCUUCGUCCAGCGGAGACUUACUAGGACGAAAGCAUUUCCUCUUCUCCGCGGAACAGCUACAGAGAUACAUUUCGGAUGAAUUAAGCUGGUGGCGAGGCGAGAGGCAGACGAAGGGCGUAGAAGUCGAGGAGGCGUACAAAUGCCGCCUUUGCGAGUUCGUGGAGGGGUGUACGUGGCGGAAGGAGAAGGUGGAGGAAGGGGUUAGAAGGGCGAGAGUGAGGAAGGAGGGAAAGACGAUGGUGGGCCAGAAGGGAGGGUGA